UUUAGAUAAUCAAAUAGUUGCAUGUUGAAUGUCUACUGGACAAGACACUCCGUAAUAAUAAAAAAUAAUAAUAAGAUAAUUAAAUAUGUUGUGUUGUGAUUGUGGUUUGGUUUAGCCUGUACUCGUAUUGGGUCGGCUUUCCCUUCGCGGGUUGGAAGGUCAGACGUGCAGUAAAAAACCGGACUUUUCAAAUCUUCAGGAAAAAUGACAAAUCUUAACGCUGCAACUGCUCCUGGCGCAGAUGCUAAUUUGUGAAGGUGAUGUGUAUGGCAAAUGUGAACGCAGCUACAAAUUGGGGAGGAUCUAAUACUAACAGUGCAAUGUCAGUCCGAGGAGAUGUGACCGUCGGCUGGGUGGCGAUGUUGGUGGCGAUGUCGCUGGUGACCAUCUGUACCAUCGUCGGCAACGCGCUCAUGCUGGCAGCGGUGCGGCGUGCGAAGCGUGCGCCUGCGCACUACGCGCUUACUAGCCUUCUAACAGCCGAUUUGCUGGUGGGAGUCUGCGUGCUACCGCUCGCAGCUGCUAGGGAACUGUUCGUGUUCCAUUUACCUUGGGUGUUAUGUGCGCUUUGGAGUACAUUGGACGUUUUAUGCUGUACGGCGUCUAUUCUAUCUCUGUGCGCGUUGGGCUGGGAGCGAUGGUGGGGAAUCACUGCCCCAUUGGCUGCGUCCCGCAGGGCAAAACGUGUUCGUGUGCUGGUGGCAAUCCUGUGGCCCCUCUCGGUCAUCAUCGCUCUGCCCACCGGGUUCAUCCCCUCGCAAAAGCAUUACCUGGCUGGGGAGGUGCCCAAAGCCUGCGAAGUUAAUACUAAUAUUGUCUACGUCUUUUCAAGUAUAUCCUUCUCAUUCUACAUUCCGACUUCUGUGAUGGUGUUUUUCUACGCAAUGAUACUGAGGUCGCUGGCGUCGUCGCCGCCACUGCGCGCGCACCGCGGUAGAUCACCUUGCGUACACGCAGCACAGAAGGCGGGAAAUUCUCCAAAAUUAAAGGACAAGUGCCUUACACCAAUCCCAGAAGGAAAACCCGUACAAAAAUGUGUAUUCCUGACACCUAAACGCUUACAUUUGGGCCUGCCUACUCCAAUGGUGCCAUCUCCUCUCCAAGCAUCGUCACCACUGAAGACUUUAGGAACAUUAAGCAGUAUGGUCCCUCGUCAGCGACGGGCCACUCAAACUAUAGUAAUGUUGAUGUCAUUAAUUCUGGUUUGCUGGACGCCAUUCUUCAUUAUGCUGCCCAUAGAUUCCCUGUGUGAUUGCGUCUUGGACUCCACUUGGCAAUGGUGCUCGUGGUUGGGUUACGCCAACUCUGCGUUAAAUCCGCUAGUGUACGCGGCGGGAUCGCCCAGUGUGCGCCGAGCCUUAUCCGCUUCCCUACCCUUGACUCACUCGCGGUCAGUGGACUGAUUCGUCUAUGUGUCUAAUGUCCAACGACCUAAUAAUGAUUCUACCAGGUAAUGGUGGUUUACAAGUCGAAAUGGCGGCAACCACAAAAUGGCGGGAAGAGAAACGCGCAGAAAAUCGCACCCGCUCCGAUUUAAGGCGUUAUAAUGGCCCACUCAUAUCAAAGCGCGGGCGCAGGUUCGUUGUGAAUGGGGCCUUAGAGUGAGGCCACACGAUGCGUUGUGGGUCCGUUACGACGACUUAGCAGUGACGCGUCGUCGUUCUAUAUAAAUACUUAAAUCCCGAAAUUAUAGCGUUGCGAUGACGCAACGGAGCGGCAACGCCCGUAAGGCCUCUCUCUUAGGUGUUUGAAAUAGCGAUGGUUAAUGUCUCAAAAUGGCGACUGCAGACAAAAUGGCGGCAACGAUCACUGGAGGGCGGGAAAGUGUGCUUGCUCCACCAAAGUCUCUCGCGUCUGGUGAACACGUUUUACAAGUGCAACGUCCAUUCAGGCAGUAACCGGGCUCAUCUUCUUCCGAGACACAUUCCUGAGGACAGAAAUAAAAUGUGAUAUUAUAUAGUCAGUAAGUACAUUGUAGGAUAAUGUGUAAUGAUUUAAAUAUUUAAUGUUAAGAUGACUUUAUAUGGAUGUUAGUUUAGGUUAGGUUUAAGUAGUUGAAUUGAAAUAAAAAAAUAUUUAGUAAAACUUUGGUUAUUGUUCACAAAACAGAGUACAUAACUUUUUAUUACUUAGUUAUGAAACUGUUAUGUUAGGUACAUACUUAGUAAUAAAAAGUUAUGUAGUUAAGUACUGUGUUUCGCGAACAACAACCAAAGUUUUGCUAAAAUAAGAUUCAGUGUAAGUAUUAAAUAGAUUUUGUAUGACAGGAUAUUUUAGAUAUAAAAUAAUGUUGUAAAUAUGUAAAAGAAAAUAUUAUUGUAUUCAAAUA
Molecule: messenger RNA, 2329 nt
Organism: Pectinophora gossypiella (pink bollworm)
Lineage: Eukaryota; Metazoa; Arthropoda; Insecta; Lepidoptera; Gelechiidae
Product: tyramine/octopamine receptor-like
Exons: 10
Coding region: 261-1403 (380 amino acids)
Biological process (GO): G protein-coupled receptor signaling pathway, coupled to cyclic nucleotide second messenger; chemical synaptic transmission
Cellular component (GO): membrane; dendrite
Molecular function (GO): neurotransmitter receptor activity; G protein-coupled serotonin receptor activity
Source: RefSeq, a predicted model, not a curated record